ACUUUUGAAUUCUUUCUCUUCCUCUUCCCUCAUUUUCCCGUCAUGGUACAGUUCAAAGAACGACUUGGGCGUCGUUCACUGCAACAAGUGUUGCUGAGACAUGAUGGCCGUGGGAUGUCAGACCAGAAACAAAGGUCGUCUUGAAAGAGACAACAAAAACGUCUUUCAUCCCAGUAACAGCAGCGGUUUUGACUACGAUUAUCAGUCUUGGGUAUUCUUACCCUUAGCAGCCUGGCUCCUGCAAGCUUGCCAGGCAUCUUAACGAUUCCCUUCAGUUCAGCCGGCGACCAUACCUAGGAGCCCGCACGAUGAUCACCUUUGAAGAUGGGUCGUCUGAAGUGUUGCCUCGUCCAGGCACCAUCGGCCGGCCCAGCUCUAAUAUCGACCACAUACGCCCUGAUACUGGUCGACAGACGGGCAGGAUUGAUUUCGGAUCCAGUCCAAAGCCUUACUCCUGCAGAGAUCAUCGCUUUGAACUGCAAUGCUUGUUUCCCGGCAAUUUUCGUACUGGCCGGGGGGGUUGCCCGUCUGGCACAACUCUGGAGCUCACAGCACAUGCAACGUCCCGUCUACGCUACCAAAGAAUCCCUUCAGUCAACGAUCCGAUGCCGAGAGAGUCAUAGCCGAAGCGCAGUACACCGAGGACUACCACAUCUUCCAGCUGUCUUGUUACACCCAGUCACCCACUAGGGAGGCUGUCAAGACAGCCGCCGCGGGCAACAGCGCAUGCCGACGCGAAACAACGCCGAGUCCGAUGAGCCGGGUUCGGUCACUGCUACUGGUCCCAUUCAGCGUGAUGAAGACCGCCAGAACGAUAACACAAACCGUGAGGUCCAGCACAUCGAGUGUUGUAGAUCAGGUACGCGACAAGAUCGACGCCUGGUGGCUCUCGAGCCGAGGACUCCGACUGUGUCUGUUACGACUGGUCAUCAGCAUCUUGAUGGUAUUCGCGAGUGCGGCUAUGGUUCGACAACUGAAAAUAACCGAGAGCCCCCAUGGGUAUGUGUUGGUGCACGUAUGCCGGUCCUGGUCGGUGUAUCAGGGCCAGUAGCUGCGGUUUGGCAAGAACUGGCCAAGAAGAUGCCUUACAGCACCGCGGUUGUCCUGCCCCUCCUAGGUCAUUCAAAUUGGUGAGAGAGUACAAAUUGACUGGGAGCUACCGGUGCGUGGCCCAGCAUGGGUUCAUUCAGACCCCGAGCUUGGAAUGAUUGGCGUGCUCUUCAGGAGAUCACGGACAAACGGGCAUCAGAGGAAGUGGUGACCCAGAGCUUGGGAGGAGGAUUCACGGUCAGAAUCGAGUGGGAGAGGUUGUCAGCGAGUAUACGUGAGUAGGUUUUCGUGCAGUCAAAACCCGAAACCCCUAUCCGUUUGUCUGGAUCAGAUGGCAGUGGGUGGAAAAUGAGGUGAAGAAUCGGCGCCACAUGACCAGCCUGCAGAAGCGCGUCCUGCAGGCACGUGGUGGGCAGGUUGGCGCGGAUGUCUUUGACAGAUGCACGGGUUCGGAGCUCGGGCCACGAUGGGCCGCUUUACCGGACGGCCUCCGAUAACCCACGGAGCUGGCCCGUUCUUCGGCUAACGGCUUCAUGCUGCAAAGCAUCGUGGCUCCCCUUACAUAGGAACAAGUCUCAAAAGUAUUU
Messenger RNA from Colletotrichum destructivum, 1637 nucleotides. RefSeq lists its product as uncharacterized. The record is from RefSeq and is a predicted model, not a curated record. Lineage: Eukaryota; Fungi; Ascomycota; Sordariomycetes; Glomerellales; Glomerellaceae. The transcript has 3 exons. Bases 482 to 1051 code for a protein of 189 amino acids.